Molecule: messenger RNA, 2086 nt
Organism: Chlorocebus sabaeus (green monkey)
Lineage: Eukaryota; Metazoa; Chordata; Mammalia; Primates; Cercopithecidae
Product: glycine receptor subunit alpha-4
Biological process (GO): monoatomic ion transmembrane transport
Cellular component (GO): plasma membrane
Molecular function (GO): glycine binding; transmembrane signaling receptor activity; transmitter-gated monoatomic ion channel activity
Source: RefSeq, a predicted model, not a curated record
GUGCCUUUAAAUUGCUGCUUUCGGAGGGUGCAUCUGGGGGAGGUGGGAGGCAGGAAAACAUCUUCCUACCGGUCUCCCUCCUCCCUCCCCACCAAGACUCUUCAGGGUUUAGAGAGUGAUUGCUGCCCAGAGAGAGUCUUUUCCAGCUCCCGGCUGGCAGGCUAAGGCCCUCCGGAGCCCAAGGCAAGCCCAAGCAGAAGCCAGUAGGGUUAUCUGUGUCAGGAUCAUUUCCAGGGGAACAGUUCUGGCCCCUGGCAGGUAAAGACAGGCCAGAGGAGAAGAGGCAGAAGAGGAGAGAGAGCAGUCUCUUUGCGAGCAGCCCAAGUUGGAGAAAGGCUCUGUACUUUUGGCGUUCCUGCAGGGAUAUCCCCUCUCACGUUGGCAGCCAGGCUGAGAAAGGGCUUCAAGAUCCCCGCGGAAUGACAACUCUUGUUCCUGCAACCCUCUCCUUCCUUCUCCUCUGGACCCUGCCAGGGCAGGUCCUCCUCAGGGUGGCCUUGGCAAAAGAGGAAGUCAAAUCUGGAACCAAGGGGUCCCAGUCCAUGUCCCCCUCUGAUUUCCUAGACAAACUUAUGGGGCGAACAUCUGGGUAUGAUGCCAGGAUUCGACCCAAUUUUAAAGGCCCACCCGUGAACGUGACCUGCAACAUCUUCAUCAACAGUUUCGGCUCCGUCACUGAGACCACCAUGGACUACCGGGUAAAUGUCUUCUUGAGGCAACAGUGGAAUGACCCACGCCUGUCCUACCGAGAAUAUCCUGACGACUCUCUGGACCUCGAUCCCUCCAUGCUGGACUCUAUCUGGAAGCCAGACCUGUUCUUUGCCAAUGAGAAAGGGGCCAACUUCCAUGAGGUGACCACGGACAACAAGUUACUGCGCAUCUUCAAGAAUGGGAAUGUGCUCUACAGCAUCAGGUUGACCCUCAUUUUGUCCUGCCCAAUGGACCUCAAGAACUUCCCCAUGGACAUCCAGACCUGCACGAUGCAGCUGGAGAGUUUUGGCUACACCAUGAAUGACCUCGUGUUUGAGUGGCUGGAAGAUGCUCCUGCUGUCCAAGUGGCUGAGGGGCUGACUCUGCCCCAGUUUAUCUUGCGGGAUGAGAAGGAUCUAGGCUAUUGUACCAAGCACUACAACACAGGGAAAUUCACCUGCAUCGAGGUAAAGUUUCACCUGGAGCGGCAGAUGGGCUACUAUCUGAUUCAGAUGUACAUCCCCAGCCUACUCAUCGUCAUCCUGUCCUGGGUCUCCUUCUGGAUCAACAUGGAUGCUGCCCCUGCCCGUGUGGGCCUGGGCAUCACCACCGUGCUCACCAUGACCACCCAGAGCUCUGGCUCCCGGGCCUCUUUGCCUAAGGUGUCCUACGUGAAGGCAAUCGACAUCUGGAUGGCUGUGUGUCUGCUCUUUGUGUUCGCUGCCUUGCUGGAGUAUGCUGCUGUCAAUUUUGUUUCUCGUCAGCAUAAAGAAUUCAUACGACUUCGAAGAAGGCAGAGGCGCCAGCGCAUGGAGGAAGAUAUCAUCCAAGAAAGUCGUUUCUAUUUCCGUGGCUAUGGCUUGGGCCACUGCCUGCAGGCAAGAGAUGGAGGUCCAAUGGAAGGUUCUGGCAUUUAUAGUCCCCAACCUCCAGCCCCUCUUCUAAGGGAAGGAGAAACCAUGCGGAAACUCUACGUGGACCGAGCCAAGAGAAUUGACACCAUCUCCCGGGCUGUCUUCCCUUUCACUUUCCUCAUCUUCAAUAUCUUCUACUGGGUUGUCUAUAAAGUGCUACGGUCAGAAGAUAUCCACCAGGCUCUGUGAAUAGGGUGGGAGCUAUAGAGUCCUGCUGCUGGCCUCCUGCUUCCUCCUGGGUGGGCUUUCUCCCUCAAUUAGACUCCAUUAGGGCUUGGACAGUUUCUUCCUGAUCUCCCACUCAGAACUUCAACUACCACUCCCAAAGCUAUGUGGGCCUAUACUGCAUGGUGCCAAUGGUGGCUGUACUUAAAAAGAUGGCUUAUCUACCCUAGUCCAUAUUUUCUCCAUACUUUCCCACUUCUCAUGAGACUAAGGUUUGGCCACAUUCCUGGGGCCAGGAUGACCUUCUUCUCUUGCUG